AUGAUAUCAUCUACCAAGAAACAAGGUUGGGACGAUCCGCUAAUAGAGUCUCUUCGACAUGAAUGGGAAUCGUGGGUGAAGUCUUUAACCCAUUUGGAGGACUUUCGUGUUCCACGAAAAUACAGCCAAGUUUCAAUUUCCAAUGCUACAGGUCGUGAAGUGCACAUAUUCUCAGAUGCAUCCAAAGAUGCUAUCGGAUCUGUCGCCUACCUCAAAUUGUACAGUGAGGACUCUGUGGACGAGCAGCUCGGAUUAGACUCGGACUCUUUUCAUUACUACACCGAUAGCCAAGUCGUGCUUGGAUACAUCACAAAUGAGACCCGCAGGUUGUAUGUAUACGUUGGGAAUAGAGUCAGUCGCAUUCGCAGGACGAGCCGUCCCAGUCAAUGGAACUAUGCUACUUCUGAUCAAAAUCCUGCCGACAUUGCCACUCGUUCUAUUGACGCUGCAAACCUAUACAAAAAUAGGUGGAUUAAAGGCCCAGAGUUCCUUAUGUCAGAGUCGCGGGAAUUUGUUCCGUACCCUAUGAUCGACCCAGAUUUGGACAAAGAUGUUUUGCCUGAGUUACAAACUUGCAAGACCGAGGUGACUGGAAACAGCAAAUCAGCACUUGUUGCCAAGUUCAACAAGUUUUCUGACUGGGGAAGUCUUGUUCGUGCCAUAGCAUACUUAAAGAACUUUGCUAGGCGUUGUCACUUGCCUGAGGAUUCUGGAUCGCUAGGCAGCCGUUCAGAUCCAAGUUUUCUGGAGGAGACAAAACAGUACAUUAUAAAAACUGUUAAGCAGGACGUUUACAGUGCCGAGAUAAAUGCCAUUCAGGAAGGAAAACACCCACCUGCAGAUAGCAGUCUGCUACCUUUGGCACCUAUCUUAAACUCUGAUGGACUAUUGUGUGUGGGAGGUAGACUUGCUAGACUUAAGAACUGCAACGUUGUUGAUGAAUUACAUCGUCAUCCUAUCAUCUUGCCCAAACAUCAUCAUAUAUCUGUCCUCUUGGUUCGUUUCUACCAUCAGAAAGUUUGGCAUCAAGGACGACAUUUCACGGAAGGUUCGGUACGUUCAGCAGGGUUUUGGAUAGUUGGGUCCAAACGUCUCAUUUCUUCUGAAAUUGCAAAGUGUAUCGUGUGUCGUAAGUUGAGAGGUCACUUAGGGUGGCAACACAUGGCGGACUUACCUGUAGACAGACUCAAACCAGCACCUCCAUUUUCGUAUGUUGGGGUCGACGCAUUCGGACCUUGGCCGAUUGUGUACCGUCGUACUAGGGGAGGUGCCGCGAAUCAGAAACGUUGGGCCCUGUUAUUUUCUUGCUUAGUAACUAGGGCAAUUCAUAUUGAAGUGAUUGAGGAGUUAUCUAGUUCGUCCUUUAUCAACGCUCUCAGGAGGUUUGUGGCUAUCCGUGGCACUAACUUCGUCGGAGCUAUAGAAGAUCUUUCCAUUGAUGCUAAGUUCAUAGAGAAGCCUCCUGUGGUUCAGUUUCUCUCAAGGUCUAAUGCCAAGUGGAUAUUCAACCCUCCCCAUGCCUCACACAUGGGAGGAGCAUGGGGGCGUCUCAUCGGUGUGUCGCGCCGGAUACUCGAUUCGAUGCUUCUUCAAAACAAACACAAAGAUCUAACACACGAAAUCCUUGUGACUUUUAUGGCUGAGGUGUGCGCCAUAGUAAACAAUAGGCCUUUACUUCCUGUGUCAAGUGAUCCUGAAUCACCUUGCGUCUUAACACCCUCAUCUCUGCUCACCAUGAAAACCGCGGCCGACAUAGGACCUUUUCCUCUUUUUGGUCAGAAGGAUAUGUUGAAAUCGCACUGGAAGCAUGCACAAGUUCUUGCAGAGGAAUUCUGGUGUAGGUGGAGAACGGAGUAUUUGCAAACUCUCCAGACUCGUAAAAAGUGGACUAAGGACUGUCGCGAUGUUAAGUCUGGUGAUGUGGUUCUCAUGAAGGAUCAGAACUGUAGUCGUAACGAGUGGCCGAUGGGCAUUGUUGAGAGAACUUUUCCUAGUGAAGACGGGAGAGUCAGGAAAGUUGAACUGACUGUGGUAAAAGACGAUAAGCGUGUUUCGUAUGUUAGGCCUGUGUCACAACUCGUCACAAUCUUAGAAGUGAACUAA
This is a messenger RNA of Mizuhopecten yessoensis (Yesso scallop), 2103 nucleotides long. RefSeq lists its product as uncharacterized. The record is from RefSeq and is a predicted model, not a curated record. The coding region runs from base 1 to 2103 and encodes 700 amino acids. Gene Ontology annotation, molecular function: nucleic acid binding. Lineage: Eukaryota; Metazoa; Mollusca; Bivalvia; Pectinida; Pectinidae. The transcript is spliced from 2 exons.